Nerophis lumbriciformis (worm pipefish) is the source of this 594-nucleotide messenger RNA. NCBI's taxonomy places the organism in Eukaryota, Metazoa, Chordata, Actinopteri, Syngnathiformes, Syngnathidae. The record is from RefSeq and is a predicted model, not a curated record.
AUGACUCUGUCAUUCCUUUUGGUGUUGGCAACAACAGUAAUUCUCAUCAGACCAGAGACACCAGUAACCAAGGCUCUACAUCAUAACUCACUGGAGUGCUGCAGUGAGAAACUGAGGACCAACAGCUCGUGCUCAAACGACACUCACUGUGAACCAGGAUGCUUCUUUCGUGUCCUCGAGAGCAGCAACAUAGUUUGCAUAUUGUGUGAGCCUUCCUCUAUAGACUCUGAGAACAUCACGGCCUGCACCUACAACUACACAAUGGACAGGAGAAACGCCACAACCGUUACAACUGUAAUGCCUAAUAUUGGAGGCGCGGGCGUGGCUGCCUCUCUUCUUCUCGGAACUCUGUUGAUCAGCCUGUUCUUGAUCCUCUCUGUCGCCUCCUUCUUCUACCUCAAACGCUCCCAUCGACUCCCAAAUAUCUUCUACCGUCGCAACAAGGCCUUCAUAUUCCAACCAAGCGAGACGGCUGUCAUGAUUCCCUCCUCUACAGCAAGAAAGCAAAGAUACGUCAGACGGGAGCGGCCCUCUGUGCCAUCAAGUAGUGCCAUCACCCCCACCGCAUCCACCACCAGGGUCUACAAUGUGUAG